This is a messenger RNA of Toxorhynchites rutilus septentrionalis, 4159 nucleotides long. Its product is annotated as thiamine transporter 1-like. Gene Ontology annotation, biological process: transmembrane transport; vitamin transport. The transcript has 3 exons. The record is from RefSeq and is a predicted model, not a curated record. Bases 360 to 1691 code for a protein of 443 amino acids. Gene Ontology annotation, molecular function: vitamin transmembrane transporter activity. Gene Ontology annotation, cellular component: plasma membrane. Lineage: Eukaryota; Metazoa; Arthropoda; Insecta; Diptera; Culicidae.
UCUUGAAAACAUUCAAAACACACACAAACGCGAACUAGCGCAUGUUUGGGGCGAUACUAUUUCACGUGCGUAGUAUGUUUUGAGCUGUCGCUUCAAUACUUUCAAAAACAGCGGCGCUUAUAGGCGACUUGUGUACACCCGAGAGUGAGAGCUUCCGAUCAGUGCACCUUGUACAGACUGUGCCAUUCUAGCGUUCCUGAGAGCAGCAGCACCCAUUCACAACAUACGCGAGGUGGAAAUAUUCUGCAUCUUCAGUCGACUUAAAAUUGGCUGUGAGUAUUUUUUGUUGUUGGUUUCAUUGAUAAUGGAGAGUGAUGUAAAUCAUCGAUGCUCUAAGUGAUUAACUGAUAACAAAUAGAAUGCAGGAAUGGCUAAAAAUAUCGCUGAUGCUGUGUACGUUUGGCUUCCUAAAGGAAAUCCGUCCUAGCGAACCGUUCAUUAUGGAUUACCUGGCUGGACCAUGGCGCAAUCUCACCAUGACGGAGAUCGUACAAGAAGCUUUUCCUGUUGGCACAUACUCAUACUUAGCACAACUGGUUAUCAUAUUUUUAGUAACUGAUCUGCUCCGCUAUAAGCCGUUAAUUGUCGUAAAUGGUCUCUCGGGAAUCAUCGUAUGGAGCAUGCUGAUAUGGACGACCUCUUUGCAGGCGUUGAAAAUAUUAGAGGUGUUCUACGGAACAUAUUGCGCUGCCGAAAUUGCAUACUACAGCUACGUCUAUGCUAAAGUGGACCGAGAGCACUACCAAAAAGUCACCUCACAAACGCGUGCGGCCAUCUAUUGUGGUAGAUUCCUAGCUGGCGUAUUGGCACAAACACUGGUAUAUUUUAACGCCAUGAACUACAAACAACUCAAUUAUUUAUCUCUGGCAGCGCAGACCAGUGCAACGGUUUGGGCAUUGUUGUUACCAUCAGUCAAAACUAGCAUGUACUUCCACAGGGCCGCCUUGCCACCGACCAUGUGUACUCCAAUCAACGACGGCAGUUGCGGAAACGACUGUUCGAGUGAUAAAAUCUCUGUCAGCAUUCCAUCCUUCAAGCAGAAGAUUCUGUCAGCAUUCGUCCUGAUUUGGUUGCACUUCAAAACGUCGUUUACAAAUCUGACCGUACUUCAGUGGAGUAUUUGGUAUGCUCUCGCAAUGGCAGGCUACAUACAGGUUACCGCGUACAUUCAGGCGCUUUGGGGAGAAGUAGACCAGACGCAACGGGCUGUUUGGAAUGGCGCUGUAGAAGCAAUCCUAACCUUGCUCGGAGCGGUGGUAUCUCUUCUAGCUGGAUACAUCCAUGGUAGCUUUCUGAGACCUAGAAGUAGUCUCUUGGCACUUUCCGUUCUAUCACUAGGGCAAGGUGGCGCAAUUCUACUGACGUCUACCACCAAUCAACUCGUCAUCUCCUACGUGGGAUACAUAGUGUUCGGUAUACUGUAUGCAUUCACAAUCACCACCGUGAGUGCCGAGAUCGCCAAAAAUAUAUCCGAUGACAGUUUUGGGUUGGUGUUCGGUUUUAACACACUGAUAGCUUUAUCAUUGCAAACAAUGCUGACAUUCGCUGUUACAGAUUCGAGCGGAUGGUUUGCUUUGGACGUGAUUGGACAGUUCAUCGUGUAUGGCUAUUAUUUCAUAGUGCUCAGCGUUAUUUAUUUGUUGUUUCUGAUUUGCGAGAUCCUAGGCAGCUCGUGCAGAAACUGCCAAUGAAGAUUAUUAGUUCCAGCUGAGGAAAACUAUGAACAGUUCCGAGGGUACUUAACAUUGUUUUAGUAGAAUUUAGAAAUCUAGCGCUUCUUUAGUACAGUGUAAAAGACUGAUUUCAUUCGGAAGAUCCAUCAAGGAUUUCUCAAAGUAUAGGUAGUAAUAGAAGAAUAUAAUAAAAAACACAUAGAAUUUUUAUUGCUGAAGUGUGGUGAAUUUACAUUCUACGCACAGCGUACGCAGGUUAGAGCGUUUCACAAAUCUUUAGGUUUGUGGUUUAGGUGCGGUUGUUCCACAAUCACAUACCUUAGAAACAAGUAACCAGCUUACUUGAUUAGUAGUGUUUAAUCGAGUCGACAAUACAUACAACGAUAUACAAUUUCGAUUUAUUUAAUUAAAAAUUCCGAAUUCAUAGUUCUGUUGCGAAACAGAUUUAUAAUACAGAUAAUUUUAACCUGUUAUUUAUUUUAUAUUUGUUAACCCUUUAGCGUUGCAGUAGCUUAGUUGAAUAUGUGACGCGCUGUCACCUAGUGAUCGGGAUGGGUUAUUUGAUCGCAGUUGUUGAUGAGGUAUUUGUCGAAGACAAUCUACUUUGGGGGCUGUUCACGAUGGUGAAUGUCUGUUGGCCCAUAUUGGUAGAGACGAUUGUAGGAUUGAGCAUCUGAAAGGUGAAAGAUAUGUUUAUAAUAAGUCGGAUAAUUUUGGUAAUGCUAUAUAUUUUGGAAUAAUGUUUCUGAUUCAAUUGAUAAAGUUGUAUUAUCUUAUAGGUGACUCAGAACUCUUAAAGAGAAGUCCGGCAAAACUUAUACAAUGCAUGCAUCGGUUGAUAGUGAGAAUCAGGGACACGGAAAAGCUACCGGAGGAGUGGAAAGACGGAGUAAUCUGCCCCAUCUAUAAAAAAAAAGGUGACAAGCCGGAUAUUAGAACUGCCAUGCAAUCAUGAUGCGAAAUUCUGUCUCGGAUCCUCAGGCCGGAUUCAUGCUCGGUUGCUCGGUGACGGAUCAAAUUUUUACCCUCCAAAAGUGUCGCGAGUAUAAAGUGCCUACUCACCACAUCUUCAUCGACUACAAAGCAGCAUAUGAUACCAACGCUCAACGAUAGCUACAAAAAAGCAAGUGCCUCUCCUCUCACUGACAAAUUUCGGGAAGCUUUAUAAAAUUACUAUGUAAUAUCGAGGUUCCAUUGUAAUUCGGAUAAUCGAGGUUCCAUUGUAAUUCUCUGAAUACAUGCAACAAGCAAACCAAACAACUCGAAAAAGUAUGACAGUUGAACCGGUAGCUAUCACACGGUCUAUGCUAUCGACUGGCUCGAUACCUAUAACAACGGGUAUUUUAAUAGGGACGCUACAAAAGUAGAUCAAUAAGGACAGCAAACGACGCCAUAUUUUUUCCCGUUUUCUUGGCAUUUCUCUUCAGUUCAAGUUCGCCAUUUCAUAAUGGAGAGAUCAUGGCCUCAUCUUUAAGAACACUACGUCCCAUUCAUGGUCGUCAUAAUCGUCCUGCCAGAUCAACAAUUGAGCGUCUAGUGAAAAAAUUUGAAUCCACAGGCACAGUGCAAAAUGUUCCCGUGCCAGUUAGGCAAAAAACUACCCGUAGUGUCGAGAAUAUCGCUGCCGAUAGCGCAUCAAUUGGGGAAAACCCAAAUCAGUCUCUCACACGUCGUUCUCAAGCGUUGGGCAUCUCUGUGACGUCGUUGUGGCGAAUUUUGCGAAAAGAUCUUGGCCUACAUCCUUACAAAAUCAAAUUGGCGGAAGAACUGAAGCCGCUUGACCACAAGAAGCGUCGUAUGUUCGUGAAUUGGGUUGAGUAACAACUUGGAAAUGAUCCGGAUUUUCAUCGAAAAAUCUUUUUCAGCGAUGGAGCUCAUUUUUGGCUGAAUGGCUUCGUCAAUAAGCAAAAUAUGCGAUAUUGGUCAGGCAGCAAUCCACACGUACUCCAUGAGUCACCAUUGCAUCCCGAAAAAAUUACGGUUUGGUGCGGUUUAUGGUCCGGCGGCGUCAUUGUGCCGUACUUCAUCUGUGAUGAUCAAGACCGGUACGUUACUGUGAAUGGGAAUCGCUACCGCUCAAUGAUAACCGAAUAUUUUUGGCCUGGAUUGGAUGAUCUUGGUCUUGGGAUUGGACAAUAUGUGGUUUCAACAGGACGGUGCCACAAGCCACACAACGAAUUUAACAAUCGGUUUACUGAAAAACAAGUUUGAUGAGCGUGUUAUCUCACGAAAUGACCCAGUCAAUUGGCCGCUUCGGUCGUGCGAUUUGACGCCAUUAGACUACUUCGUGUGGGGCUACGUCAAAUCUAUGAUCUAUACCAACAAGUCAGCGACGAUUGUUGAACGACGUAAGAAUAUCGAACGUGAAAUUGCAGCAGUAUCGGUCAAUUUAUGCUUGAAAACUGUCGAAAAUUGGGUUCAGCGUCUGCACUUCUGCAAGCGUGCCAAUGGAGGCCAUGCAAAAGAAAUCGAGUUCCAUACAUAAU